This is a messenger RNA of Bombyx mandarina (wild silkworm), 448 nucleotides long. RefSeq names its product Essential MCU regulator (gene EMRE). Gene Ontology annotation, biological process: mitochondrial calcium ion homeostasis; calcium import into the mitochondrion. Gene Ontology annotation, cellular component: uniplex complex. NCBI's taxonomy places the organism in Eukaryota, Metazoa, Arthropoda, Insecta, Lepidoptera, Bombycidae. The record is from RefSeq and is a predicted model, not a curated record.
AUGAAGGUCUUGUCUAUGGUUGACUGUUGAAAAUUUGGAUAAAAAUAAAUUACAUUAAAAAUUCUAUUUUUUCACCAUUUCUAACGUAGCCUGAGUGCGAUUACGAAGAGAAGAGGAAAAACGUGAUUUUUUAGAAAUGGCGAUUUUUAGACUAACCCGUCUUGUGGCACAGUCCAAGACUUUAACGAAACACGAACCGAUUAUACAUUUAAGAACUGCAACUACUACUCCAACUGGUGCUAUUUUACCCGAACCACAAAAACAACCUUUUGGUUUGCUGUGUAUUGUUUUUGCUGUCGUCCCGGGCUUACUAAUCGGAGCUGCUAUUAGUAAAAACAUAGCAAAUUUCCUUGAAGAAAAUGAACUCUUUGUACCAUCGGACGAUGACGAUGAUGACGACUAAUUUCAUAACUGUUUAAAUAAUGCUUGAAAUUGAUUUGGGCAAAAA